GAAAGUAAAAAUAAAAAUAAAAAUCGAGUGGUGUAAGGGAGUAGACUGGAAAAGCUCAGAAAAUUCUCAGUAUGAAUCUCUAUCACAACUUCACUUCCCUCCAAAGGUGACUUCUCUCAUGUAAUUGAAACUAAAUCCACUUUCGACUUUCGACUCGAUUUGAAGGGGCUAAUUCCAGCAAAAUAAUCCACUUUCGACUUUGAACUCCGGUUUUUCAUUGUGCCCCUAUGGAGUGGAACUUCUCUCAGGUUUUCGGCGAACGAGCUCCGGGAGAGGAUGUCGAGGAAGUUGAUAUCAUCACUGCUAUGGGAUUCGACGCUAGCGGUGAUUACCUUGCCGUUGGAGAUAGAGGUGGUCGUGUUGUGAUUUUCGAAAGAAAAGAUGGGAAACAUACUUCGAAUCAGUACCAGUCUCGCACUAAGUUGGAGGAACUGGAUUUUAACUCUACAUGGAAUCCUGAAUUUCAGUACAAGACUGAGUUUCAGAGCCAUGAGCCUGAGUUUGACUAUUUGAAGAGCUUGGAAAUCGAAGAGAAGAUAAACAAAGUAAGAUGGUGUGCUACUCCCAACGGUUCACUCUUUAUCCUUUCCACGAACAACAAGACAAUUAAAUUGUGGAAGGUGAAGGAACGCAAGGUGAAGAAAGUAAAAGAAAUGGGAUCUUCUCCCUUUGUGAGUUCAGAGAAUGCACUUUUGGCUGAAAAGAGUUUCAUGACUGAACAAGACAAGCUGUCUGUUUCUAAUGGUUAUCAUUCAGAAUGGACAGUUAAGAUGGAAAAGAGCAUGUCACCAACACAAGACCAGCAUGAUGAGAUUGUAGACAUGGAAGAUACUGCACAAACAAGAUGUCGGAAGGUUUAUUCUCAUGCUCAUGAUUUUAAUAUAAACUCCAUCUCAACCAAUAGCGACUGUGAGACAUUUAUUUCUGCAGAUGACCUUAGGAUAAACUUGUGGAAUCUUGAGAUAAGUGGUCAGUGCUUCAACAUUAUUGACAUGAAGCCAUCAAACAUGGAGGACCUUACUGAGGUCAUAACAACAGCUGAGUUCCAUCCAAUUCAUUGUAAUUUUCUAGCAUACGGCAGCUCAAGAGGAUUUAUUCGUCUAGUUGACAUGCGGCAGUCAGCUUUAUGUGAUCACAGUGCGAUAAUAUUGGAAGAGGGAGGUUCACGUGGGUCGAAAUCAUUUUUCACAGAGAUUGUUGCAUCCAUUUCUGAUAUGAAAUUCUCGAAGGAUGGGCGGUACAUCUUAAGUCGUGAUUACAUGAAUCUAAAGCUAUGGGACAUGCAUAUGGAUUCCUCACCAGUUGCGAUAUACAAGAUCCAUGAGAACCUGCGGCCCAAGUUGUGCGAAUUGUAUGAUAAUGACUGCAUAUUUGAUAAAUUUGCUUGCUGCCUCAGUGGCGAUGGAAUGCAUUAUGCAACUGGGUCUUACAGCAAUCAUUUACGCAUUUUCUCCCAUGGUGCUGGAAGUGACGAAGGAAUCACAAUAGAAGCUAGCAAACAUCCUGUCAGGAAGCCAGUUUUCCAAGCUGCUCCAAGGACUAGAAGGUCUUCCUUGAGCAAUCUGACGCGUGGAUUUUACCGGCAUGGGAAUGAUAAUUCAAGUUCAGGACAUAAUGACUUAUCAUGUAACUUAAACUCCAAGUUAUUACAUCUGGCAUGGCAUCCAGAAAAAAACCUGAUUGCUUGUGCUGCUGGGAAUAGCCUGUUCAUGUAUCAUGCAUAGAUUCCUUUUUGUAUAGUUACAAUUCUGAAAGUGUUUGGAGAGAAAGAGAGCCUUAAGUUCACUCUUUAAAGUAGGUAGAAAACUUGAGAUGAUGAGAGAAGUUUCUUAUCUCUUUUUUUUUUUUUUUUAAAAUAUAUAUAUUUAUAUAACAAACAGAGAGAAUAAAAAAUAAAGUAAAAUAGAAAGUCAACUUAGAAGGUCCUGUGUUGUUGGUAUAUAAUAGUAUGAUAAAUAAUUAUGUUUAAAAAAUUAAAAUAAAUAAUCAUGUUUAAGCUGUA
Messenger RNA from Humulus lupulus (European hop), 2002 nucleotides. Its product is annotated as serine/threonine protein phosphatase 2A 55 kDa regulatory subunit B beta isoform-like. Lineage: Eukaryota; Viridiplantae; Streptophyta; Magnoliopsida; Rosales; Cannabaceae. The transcript has 14 exons. The record is from RefSeq and is a predicted model, not a curated record. The coding region runs from base 228 to 1724 and encodes 498 amino acids. Gene Ontology annotation, molecular function: protein binding; protein phosphatase regulator activity. Gene Ontology annotation, biological process: peptidyl-serine dephosphorylation. Gene Ontology annotation, cellular component: cytosol; protein phosphatase type 2A complex.